CUGACGACGACGACGACGACGACGACGAGUGACGGUGACUCUGGCGAGAGUAGGUACGCGGCACCCUCGCGCGGCGUGACGAUACCAAGUCCGAGGUUUUUGCGGUCGCCGUCGUCAUCGCCAGCGCACGUGCGUCGUCGUCCCGCCGUCAAUCGCGGCGACCAGAGGAUAUCGAAACGCAUCCGACCGCCGUCAUCACCGCCCCCGAUGCGCGUCUAAGGGUAGAUCUGCCCUUUUUUAUUUGCCCCAAAAGUGCGUAUUCCGUUAGCCACCGCACCGGCACGUGCUAUUUUCUCGCGGUAUAGGUACCCCCGACCACCGUUACCAGUGUUGUGGAGUAAUACCUCGUCACUACGCGAUGACUACUACCGCGGCGGCGACGACUUCGAAUCCGCGGCCGCGACGAACGGUCGUCGUCGGAGUGCAGCGUCCCGCGACGGCCGCGGUGGUGGUGCUGGCCGCGGUGGUGGUGGCCGCGGCCGGUGGCGGUGGCGCGUACGCGAAGCUCAUGUCCACCAGACCGGCGACCUGCACGCUUUCCGAAUUCGCGUGCACCUCCUCGUCGUCGUCCGCCGCCGACGAAGACGAUGACGACGCCACCGGAGCCGCCGCUGUGCGGUGCGUGCCGUCCAUCAGGUACUGCGACGGCCGGCGCGACUGUCCGGACGGGUCCGACGAACCGCACUACUGCACGCCGUGCAAUCGAACUUAUUACGGAGACGUCGGAAAAACGUACGAAUUUGAAUUACAUCGUCCAAAACCCGACAAGUUGCCAUUCAUCUGUUUUAUAAAGCUCGUUGCACCAGGUCAUCAUUUGGGAGAUCUAAUACAAGUGACUUUGGACAGUUUCACAAUCGGUCGGUUUGCUUCGUACACGAACGCCGGAUGUCCAGACGGCGACCUACACAUCACCGAAUCGGACAGGCCGGCUGUGUCGGGUGGCUGGUGCGGCACAUCUUGGGCGCCGGCCCACUACUACAGCGAAACGAAUUCCAUCACAUUGCUGGUCCGGUUGUACACGCUGUCCAGUCUGGACAACACAGGUUACAACUUCGACUUCCGUCUGGGCUACAAAAUGCUCAACCGGAACCGCGCGGUCGUCCGGUACGGCGAGCAAAAAAUGUUUGCAAGAGUAAACGAAUCGUUUCACAUGGGUGACCUAAUGGAGGGCACGUACUGCUCACGGAUAUUUAGCAACUGCGACAAGAAGAGGUGCGUGCUGCAGUCGCCUAAUUACCCUGGGCUCUACCCCCGAAACUUGACUUGCUACUACGCAAUCCGACAACACGCGAUACCGUACGGCCACCAGGCGCUAAUAUCUAUCACACAGCCGUACAGUCGACUGGUGUCGAUCAAGACGGACCGGACGAAUCCCGAAGAAGCCGACCCAAAGCCCGUUGAACGAAAGGACUGGAGUAAGUGCGACAAUGUACCAGAUUUUGUGACCGUUUAUGAUGGAUACACAACUAGAGAUCCAAUUUUGUUGAGGUUUUGCGGAUCCGGUGAAACUGUGCCCGUGACUACGUCUAGUGGGCCUGAGCUGUUAGUUCAGUUUUCUACGUCACCGUACGGCACUCUGAUGUAUCCGUUCGGCCCAUUACACGGAUUUCAACUUCAAGUACAAGUGCACUUUGUAGAGAUCGAAUCGAUCAAGUACACCAAAAAUAAGCGGUGUGAAUUUUGGAUACGGAACACGGGCCGUGGUUGGUUGCACGCGCCUUACCACUCUUUACCGGAGAACACGACUUGCUGGUAUCAUUUGCAAGCCACUCCAGCCGGUAUCGCGGCUGCCGGAUAUCCGGUGGAUCGUGAUUCCGGCUCCGGUCCCAGGUACAAGGUAUGGGUAUCCGUACUCAAGUUCUACGUGACAGGCCCUCAGACUCGAGACUGUUCGACCAACUUGAUGGUGUGGGACGGAAACUCUUCUUGUCAUCCAUUCUGCGAUUCGAGAAACGCCUCGUCGUCCGCGUACCAACACAACAACAGCACGCUGUUGGCCAACUACUGCCCCGGCCAAACGCCAAGGUCUUGCGAUCAUUUCCUAUUGACCCGGCAACAGCGUCCGUGCACGCUAUCCGAAAGUUUUCUGUCCACGUCCCGGUCGCUUACAGUUCAGUUGAACAUACAGCACGCCACGGCACUCAGACCGGUAUCGUUUAAAGCUCUCUACGAAUUCGUCGACCUGCACCAGGACGGAAGUUCGUGGCCUGAAACUGGGAGUAUGUGCUCCAGAAUAUUCCGAAGACCCACGCACUCGCCUUCUAGUACAAUAGCUAUCCGUUCACCAAAAAAUAUAUUUUUUUACGGAAGAGGAGGCAAUAAAAAUUUAAGUUGCGUAUUCAGGCUGGAAGGACAGCCCGGUGAUGUGGCUAAGGUGACAAUACUGAAGAUCGGUUCGGGUGACAGGAGUUGUUAUAGCCGUUUGAACAAAGACCGAGGUACUUUACAGUGCGUGGGUGACAUAGGAUCGUCUUUGAGAGUUUUGGACGAGGUAAACGGCCCAAAGACCAUGCUGGUGCCCAGACACUGUUUGUGUUCGACCAACACGUCCCUGUUGCCGUACACGUUCGUCACACUGGGCUCAAAGGCUUCGAUGGUGUGGGAUGUAUCCAACAUGAACUCUACCGAAGACUUCCGGCUUCACUUCUUCGAAGCCACCGUGCAGUUCGUCAGAAGAGAGGUGGUGCCGAAACGUUGCGAGGUGAAGAGCAACCUGCUGACUGGGCCUGGCGGCCAUUUCACGUUUCACUCGCAUCACAACACCACGUGCGAAUCUCACUUUGUCAUACUCACGCAACAGAAGUACACCAACAGUUAUCUGUACGCUAAAUUGCCCGGACUGGCGAUGCCGGAUUCGUCGCACGCGGUGCCCAACAACACACAGCACGUACACUGCCCGACCAACAAUCGGUUCAUAGUGCAUGCCGGCGACACGGUUCACACAGUCGUUUGUCCGGACCCGUACUACACAGUCGAGGUGUUUUCAGAUGGAUGGCACACCAGAGACAUAAUGUCGAAUUCUUCACGAGACAUCGUCAUCGAGUUCAUUCCAAUGGAUCCGGGUUCGUACACGGUUUCUUGGAUACAACUCUCGUCCAGGAUCCGAGCCGACGGCCCGUACUGCCACAGCCAGUGCCCGGAACUGGACGCGUGCAUCAACGAGUCGCUGUGGUGUGACGGCGUGGAACACUGUCCGUCCGGUUACGACGAGUCUUUCGGGUACUGCAUGCACCUGCUGUAUACGCACCUGGUGUACAGCAUCGCACUGACCGUGGCCAUCGUCAUCGUGGCCGUGUCGUCGGGGCUCACCGUCCUGUGGUUCCGGCGGUUCCGUACGUCGUCGUCGCCCGCGGCCGGCUGCCGGAACGCGUCCGCCAAGUCCGCCGAGACGGAGGCGGUCAUGUCCGGGCGCGACGUGGUUUACUGACAUAAGGUCAACGACGUAGUGCACUACGUCGAAUACGAUCGCGUCACCACCGUCUGAUCGGCAGCGGGCAAGCGACUCGAACGAGAAAUCUUCGCCGUCGUCGUAACCGUCAUCGUCAUCGUCGUCAUCAUCAUCAUCAUCAUCAUCGUCGUAACGCACGUGCCUCUUAUCAUACAUAAUAAUAAUAAUAAUAAUAAUAAUAUACCUCCACUAAUUUAUGACAUAAUUUCCGUAGCGUUGUGCCUGGUCAACACGUGGCUAGUACUCCAUACUAUUAUAGGGUAUAUAGCAAGAUACUGCCGUCUAUCAUUAUAUUAUUACCCGUAAAUGUAUAAUACCUAAGUAUAGCGACUUAUUAUUAUUGAAGGAUCUAUUAAGGUAUAUAGACAUAGAGCGUCUCGAACCACAGGAUAGUUUAAUGCGAUGGAAUUUCAUUUUUCGAGCAUUAUAUUGCCCCACACCCACCCACCCACCAAUCUUUCGCCGAACUGGCUUGGUGUUUUUUCGCGUAAGACCCGCUCUAGCUUGUGCCAAACCGGGAUAAUGGUAAGCCGGGAUAAUCACCAAAAGUGUACUAUCACGCAUUCAUGCGGUAUCCUAGGUCGAAAUACUAGCUUCGUGUAGACCGGGCAUUUGAGGAGAGACAUUUAUUAUUAUUUUUUGUACGUUUUCGGGGGAAAAAAAUCUGAUCUGAAAACGUCCUCUGCGGGUAUGGCCCAUUUAGUAGGUACCAAUGUAAAUUAUGGAGGUGCGGUGUGCAAUUAUAGUGGUACAGCGUUUUCGCUGCGAAAGUUGGUGAUUUACACGAAUACCGUAAUCCAAGACCGACACUCGUCGUCGGAGUAUUGAAUAUUUUCGGGAAAAAAAAAACAUUAUGUCACGCACCGUGUGGAAAUUACUUGGUUUAAAGGCGUGCGACUGAUGUUGUUCGCGUAUAUAUACUUUGUUAUUAUUAUAUUCUCUAUCUCUCUCUCUCUCUCUCUCUCUCUCUUUCUAGUUCAAAUCACAUGGUUCGCAGAAUUCGGGCAACGGAGUGCCAACGCCUCCUCGUGUACCCGUCCCACCCCACCCAUAGCCAAUAUCAACCCUGACCAGCGGGGCGUGAAAUCGACGUUAUUGCUCGGUCCAAACAUAUAUUAUCUGACCCGACCUAGUUAAUUCUUUUUACGCCAUAGACACCGCCACCGCCACCGCCGCCGUUCAACGGUCGCCAAAUUUCGGUCGUAAUUUUCUGACUCGUAAAAACAAAAUAUUCGAACCGUACAAUAUCGUUAUUAUAUUAUAUACGUACACUGCACACUCUCUUUGGACGGUGGCCGGUGGGUGAGAGGGAUAGAAGUGAGGGUGUAUAUCUCUAUCUGGCGGUAGGUUUUUUUUUGCACUUUCACGCGAAAGUCCAAUAUUAUCUCACAAACACGAACCCUCGGACGUACGAGAUUAAACUAAUAUAACGCGAUGCGCACAUUACAUACCGGUUACAUAAUAAUAAUAUAUGUCGGUAAAACUUCCCCUAGUUGUUCAACUUCCGCAGUCUAAAUCCCAACGAAACUUUCUACUUGUGUACAUUAUAACACGCAGUGAUUUUUUUCAUCACUAAACUGUCAUUUUCUAGGCAAAAAUUUUAUUUUAUUUUUACUUUUUAUUAAAAGUUUGUUUAGUUUUUUAAAUCUUUUAAUACUUGAACCGACAAUAUACAUUUUGAAUAUGGUAUUAUUCCCAAUUGGAAAAUAAUAUUGUCCGAUUAUUUCAAUGUAUGAAAAUCGCACGUUUUCGAACCAAAGUCGAUUAGCAUUAUAUUAAUUUAUGAACUCAAUAUAGAAUGAUACAAGGUUAGAUACCCAGUAAGCUGUCGGCGCACUCAGCACUGUUCCGCUUAUCUAAACUUUAAUAGGUACUUAUAAAUAUUAUAAGUUUUGUUCGUGAUUCAAAGUUAGAUUUGUACGUAUGAAAUUAAAAUAAAAAUGAUUUAAGAAAUUUAAAAAAAAACUUAGUUGCAAUGAAUUGAAAUUAUUAAUUUAAAAUAACAUUUUCAAAACUGACAGUUUUUUGAUUAAAAAAAUAAUCACCAGCAUAUAAAUAUUGUGUAUAUUAAUGAUAUUAUAUAUAUAUAUAUAUAUAUAUAUAUACAAGUAUACGUCAAAUUUACAGGCUUUUGCGCAUUUUUCAUUAAAUAUACGUAUGUAUACCUCUUAUAAAACUUAUAUAACGUACAUAUAUUUCGUGUUCCAUUUGGACCGAACCGCAAAGAGAUCAUAUUUGGAAACCUGUAAAGAGCGUGUGUGUAAGAGCAUCUACCUAUAUAUUAUUACCAGCUAUAAAGUAUAUCGCAAAGAUUUACUAAUUUAUAAAAUGGAGGUGUAAUUGAAUCUAACCAUUGGAUCUCCCCCCUCACAUUUUUAAUUAAUUAGUAAAUUGUGUAUGGCUAUUAUUUUUUGUUGUAAGUAGUUUAUAUAGUAUAUGUGUAACCUGCACAUGGGACGCGUAUAUUAGGUAGCCAUUAGGUGCAAUCACGAUGUACAAAGUUGUUCAAAAGAUACGUCUUUUUUAUCCUUCAAUAAUACAUUUACUUGAUUUUGGUCACUCUUACAAAUAGAUACAUUUACACUUAUAAAGAUCAUAUUUUCAAAUACUUAGAUUUCGAUUAUAAUUAAUGAUCAGAACGUAUAUCCCAUAUAAAUAAUUUUUUUCAUAUAAAGGCCACCAUUUUUUACUGUACUGUAAAUUGUCAAUCUGAUGAUUUCUUUUUAAAUUAUACCUAAUUAAUUUAAAUCGAAACUCAAAUCGUUAGUUUCUGAGUUAUUUAAAUUUAAUGUAGUAGGGAUAGGAAAUAAGAGGAUAGUUCUUUUUAAUGGUUUUAUAUAAAAUAAAUAGUACUUAUUAUAAUAUUCAGAUGAUUCGAUAAUUUUUUCAAAUUACAUAAUUUCAAUAAAUUAAUAAUUAAUUACUUACUAUUAUUUUUAAAUCAUCAAAUGAUUUAUAACUUUUAUUAACUUAUUAUUAUGGAUUAGUAUCAUUAAUUACUCAAAAACUACUUAUAAAUUAUUAGAAUUCGAAUUUUAUAUAAGUACAACAACAUUUUCAUAUUCAUAAUAAAUAUGAUAAAUUUUAAAUAAAAAGGGUCAUCCUCAAAUGAAAAAAAUUAAUUUAUACCUCAACAAAACAAUCCUUGACUUGCAUAAAAUAUAACUUUUUUUAAUAUGAUCAUUAGAUAUACUUAAAAAUUAUAAACAUAAAAACUAAAUCAAAUCUAUUAUUGAGGGGGGGCAUAAGGAUGAUCAAAGGAGAUACACAUGCUUGGCGACUCAAUCUGUAGGUAUAGGUUUUUCAGUUUUUAUGCGCUAACAACUUUUAGAAUCAUAUUUAUCUGUAUUUAUGACUUCCAAACAGCGUAUAAUAUAACAUUAUUAUACGAGUAUGUAUAAUAUUUACACAAGAUUACUACGAAUUCUUUGUCAUUGGAAUUCAUUUGCCAUUUCUAUGUUCUUUUGGAUAUAAUUUAAUGUUUUGUUAAACCCUGCAAAGUCAGCAUGCAAAUACGUUCGUAUCGUUGAGGAUGUUGUAUACUUUUACGAGGUAUAAAAGUAUUUAAAUAACUUUGUUGUUAAAUAGUUUUAAGGAUAUCAAAGAAAAAGUCGUAUUAUUGUUACAGGCAAAAGCAGAAUUUAUUAAUAAUAUUUAUUAUUCGUUUAAUGGUACACUUUAUUAUUACAAAGUUUUUUUUUAUAUAAAAAAUUGCCUUUAAAAUGUGUUCACGGUAUAGUCAUUACACAAUGGUAGUAUUAUAUAUGUAAUGAUGUAUAUAUUUUUUAAAGUUUUUUUCGUAAGUAUAAUUAUAAAUCCAACCCAAUUCAUCUUAGUCUCAGUUUAUCUAUUUAAAGGUAUCUACUUAAAAUUUGUCUAACGCUCUAACGAACAUAAGUCGAGUGUGUUGCCGGGUUUAUUAAGAUUUGUUUUGUUUUUGUAAUUUACACUAAUGGAUUUCUAAAAUCUAUCGUUAGCGCAUUAUACUUUAAAGGCGAUUACGAUAAAUAGAAAGAUAUUUUAGGUAUACACUUCAGUGAUCAGUAUGUUGUGCAUACUGAAUAUGUAUAAUGCACAUUUGUUUGUGCCAACUUCGACAAGCGGAUUAGGAAAGACGAAUAAAACGUUUAGUAUAAAUGUAUAAUAAAGAGGGCAAUGAAUGUAUAAAGGAAAAUCGAUCUGAAAUAAAUAAUCUGACUACAGUAGUCAGUAAGCAUAUUAUAUAAUAGUUAUGUUUUUUCUGUUUUGCAUCAUUCCGAAGUAUUGGUGAUUGACCAAACGACCAAUAUUGAAAUUAUAUUAGUGUUCGAUAGGUAUGACUUACAAGUUAAAAGGUUUGAUAGUUUACGAAAUAUCAAAAAGAUUCAAACGAUUCAAAACUGGUGAUAAAUAAUAAAUUCGGCUUUCAGUUUAUAUACUUAAUACGAAUACUAUUAUAUAGGUAGGUACAUAUGAAAUAGUUAUGUUUUAAUCUACAUAAUGUUAUAUUAUAUAAAAGCAAUGUAUUUUGAUAAAUGAUAAACAAUUAGGAAAUAUAAAACUAUAGUUGUUAAGAUGAGUUCGUUCUUGUUUAUUUUUUUUUUCGUUACAAAUUUUACUAUCAUGUUAAUAGAAUGUACUCAUAUAGGUACAUUUUAAAUUAUAGACUAGAACACAUACUACAUAAUUACGAUGUUUAGCAAUAACAACCGAUUAUUAUACACGCACAUUAUACCUGUUUAAGAAAAUGUCAGCGCACACUAUUUGUUUUCUCUCUCCGACGCCCACGCGAAACACUGCAAAUUAGCGUUCAACAUAACCGACGAUGUGUUUGUUAACCCUGUAUACUAUUGAAGUGAAUUGACCUUUUGUAAGGAUUAUUUGUGUUUUCAUUUUUAUGAUUUUUCAAUUAUUUUCUGAGGCAUUUCGUAUAUGGGCAUUUUAAAAUUUUAAUAUUUUACAUAGUACCUACUCAUAAUACUACUGCAUUGGAAUUGAAAUAUCAUAAAAAUCCAUUAAGCACACACAGAUAAUGUUAUUAACUUUAAGCUAAAUCGUUCACUCUAAUCUUAAAGCUUACGAUGGUAGAACACAAGAUUGGUUCGAAUGAACUUAAAAUAUUUCUGUAUGGUUGUAUAUGGUCCAUAUGGGUCAGACAUAGGAAGAAAACAAAUAGUGCGUUCACAUCUUCUUGAUAAUAAAUACAUAAUACAUAUUAUUAUGUACAUAUGUCAGACUAACAACAUAAUAUUAAUUUUAAAAUAAAGUAUAGGUAAUUAAAAAUCAGGGUAAAAGAUAAUGAUUUGAUGUUAUAUUUAAAAUAAUUUUACAUACCAACCUAUAUAUUAUUGCGGGCUAGAUCGUCAAAACUAUUUAUAAGUUUAACACCAUAACAUUUGAUGACGAGUAAUAAUAUAUUAAUAUUAUAUUAUGCUUAAUUAGCGAUGUUUUAUUCGAUGGGAGCCGAAUCGAAUAUUUCUUUAAUCUUUAUAUAUCGUACCUAGUACCUACUGUUCUCAGUUUAUUUAUAUGAUCAUAACACACUUCAAAAAAUCGGAGGGAAAUGUGUGAUUAUAUAAUAAUUAGGAAACGGAUUUAAAUAUAAAUUGCAUUUUUUUUUAAUGUCUGAAAAUAUUACUUUCCAAUCACGAAGUUCAUUUCAUAGAUCAGGAAAUUAAAAAAUGUAACUUUUAUUUUGCAUUUUUUGACAUUUUUUAUUUUUUUAAAUAAUUGUAUACAGAAAUUGAUAAAAUUCAUCAAAAAUUAAGCAGCACCUGAUUAUACAGUGCUAUUAUGAUUUAUGAAACACAAGGUAAAAAUAUAAUGAAUGUAUCAGGAAUCUAUCUAAACUGAAUAUUAAUUUUUCAGAGAAAAAAGAUAGGAGAACUAGAAGACGAUGAAAAUAAUGCAAAUAAUUAAUAGGUACCAAAGAAUAAAUUUAUAUAAUUAAAUACAUUUUUUCAAUGUUAAAAAUAAUUUUAAGAACAUUUUUUUAGUGAAUUCAAAAAAAAAAUUCUGUUGUGAGUGCAUUUAAUCGUAUUUUUAAGGCAUUUUUCUUGUUUUUUAAAGCAUUUAAAUCCGUUCCCUAAUAAUAAUUAAUAUUAUAAAAUAUAAAAUUUAAAGUUGUAUAUAUACUCACAUUUACAUACUUAUAUGCAAUAACACGUAAAACGUAAUAAUAUGUAUUAUGUAUUUAAAUAUAAUUAUAAUGUUUUUAAUAGGUAUUGCGUUACAUACACAUUAUAUAUACACCGGAGUGCAUUUUUUGAUAAACAUAUAGUUGUUUUGAUUUUUACAUUGUUCCGAUUAAAAUGUUUAAUCCAGAGUGCUUCCAGGUGUUAGUGAUACUGUGUACCUUACUCGUGGACAAAAACUAUGUUAAAUAAAUAGGUAUAUAUUUUUUUAAUUGAUAUAUUAUAUAUUAUAUGAAUAAUAAAUAUAGAAUUUCAAUACCUACACAGAAUAUUGUAACAAUAUUGAUGGUAGGAUAUAAUAUUUUCGACUUAUUAACCGACUAAAGAUUAUGUAGUGUGUACAUAAAAUGUUUAUCGAUAUUGAACAUAUCGUUAAUUUUUCGUUGUAAUGUUUUCAAUAAAUAUUACGUAUAAGUACCUACUGUAUAGGUAGGUACCUAGUUAGGUAAAUCAAAUUGUUAUAUAAUAUCGUUGUACGCAUCACUUAUUACACAUCAACGAGUUCUAUUUUCGUAGUAAAUUUUUAUGUUGAAUUGUUGAAUCCAACCAAUAACUGUAUAAUAAUAUAGUUAUUAUUAUUAUUAUAUUAUACAAAAUAAUAUAUUAUAGUGUCAAUCAUUUUACAAUAAUCUUAUAUUCUGUAGAUUGUAUAGGACCUGACAACCUGUAUAUUAUGAUAUGUAUAUUGAUGAAUGAUUUUGGUUUGGUUGUGUAUUUUUUUUUUUUAAUUUAACAAAGUUAUCGUAUAAUUGGUUAAUAUUUAAAUUAUUCUUUUUUUAUUUUAAAUAUAUUUCCCCAUCUCAACAUCAUUAGACAAAGUCAUAUAGACACAUUGCAUUGAAUGGAUUUACAUUCAAAAUAUAAUAAUUCAAUUAAAUACCUAUUAAAUUAUUAUAGAUACUUUGUUCAUGAAAAUAAUAACUCAUUAGAAAUUGAGAGUUAAUAAAUAAAAUAUUUAAAAGUACCUAUAUAGUAAAUAUAACGUACAAUAUAACAUUAUAUUAUUUAUAUUAUAUAAUAUAUACCUGUACCAUAUUAUUAAUAAUAACGUUUACUUUUAAAAUCUUGUAUAAUAAUUUGUAUGAGAUAAAUGUCGACGCUUUGUCAUUUUAUAAUAAUGGUCGCUGAAAUUAAGAACAUGCAUUAUAUAUUUAUAAUAUACAUGUAUAUAUUAUUUUGUACAUUCACUUGUUAAAUAUUCACUUAAAUAAUCGUUAUUUUGCGUAUAAUAAAAUAUUAAAAUUUUAUUAUUAAUUAUUAUAUAGACGAAAUCGAAAUUGAAAUUUAUUGUUAAUUUUGUAUUUAUAUAUCUUCAAUUUGUUAAAACUUAACCAAUUUUAUUAUGGUACAUAAUUUAACUGUAAAUAUACAUUGGUAUUAUCCAUAGACCAUAGUAUAUGUAAAGAUCAAAAAAAAAAGUUGUUACACUGGAAAAUUAAAUAAAAUACAUAUAGAAAUCAUGUCA
Molecule: messenger RNA, 11086 nt
Organism: Rhopalosiphum padi (bird cherry-oat aphid)
Lineage: Eukaryota; Metazoa; Arthropoda; Insecta; Hemiptera; Aphididae
Exons: 12
Coding region: 359-3427 (1022 amino acids)
Cellular component (GO): plasma membrane
Molecular function (GO): protein binding
Source: RefSeq, a predicted model, not a curated record